Messenger RNA from Amphiprion ocellaris (clown anemonefish), 3985 nucleotides. Its product is annotated as integrin alpha-5-like. The transcript has 30 exons. Gene Ontology annotation, biological process: cell-matrix adhesion; cell adhesion mediated by integrin; integrin-mediated signaling pathway. Gene Ontology annotation, cellular component: external side of plasma membrane; integrin complex. Bases 183 to 3338 code for a protein of 1051 amino acids. Gene Ontology annotation, molecular function: integrin binding. Lineage: Eukaryota; Metazoa; Chordata; Actinopteri; Pomacentridae. The record is from RefSeq and is a predicted model, not a curated record.
UCUUUACGUUUCACCGUCCACUCUGGAUCAGCACACUGGACCUGUUAGAUCUGCGGAGGACCGUUCAGGACACCAGUUUAAUGACCACGACCCCCAGGUUUCCCCUCCUCAUAAGGAUCAGCACGGAUGAUGCGUUUUGCGCUGCAGCUUUUCAAUGAAAGAAAAGACGCGCAACAGCAGAGAUGGGCACCGUUCCUGGACCUCCAGCUCCCCGGUCAGGGGCAAGAAGUUGUCAGAGCACCGUGUGGGCUGUAGUCGCUCCAGCGGUGCUUCUCAUCCAGCUGUGCGCCGCCUUUAACCUGGACGCAGACAGACGCGUCGUUUUCACCGGACCACCGGGGAGUUAUUUCGGUUAUUCAGUGGAAUUCUUCAGCAACUCAUCAAGCAUUUUGAUCGGCGCUCCGAAAGCCAACACCAGCCAGCCGGACGUCACCGAAGGAGGAGCUGUGUACUUGUGCCCCUGGAGACAAGCUAACUGCAACGUUAUCAACUUCGACAAGCAAGGUGACCGUUAUUUUUAUAUAAAUGACGUGAACACUCAGGUUGAGUUCAAGUCCCAUCAGUGGUUUGGAGCUACUGUGCGUUCCCAUGGUGACAGCAUCCUGGCUUGUGCUCCCAGGUAUUAUUGGAGGACCGAGCAUGACACACCCUUUGCUGAUGUUACAGGAACAUGCUACCUCUCUGUAGACGGUCUCAAAACAUUUGUGGAAUACGCACCAUGCCGAACAGAAAGACAUGGACCUGCUGGACAGGGCUACUGUCAGGGGGGAUUUAGUGCUGACUUCACCAAGGAAGGGAAGGUUGUGCUUGGAGGACCAGGCAGCUUUUACUGGCAAGGUCAGCUGAUCUCAGCCACCACAGAGGAGAUUGUUAAGGCUUACUAUCCUGCCUACUUUCUGCUGUCGGUCAACGGGCAGAUUCAGACCCGACAGGUGCAGGGGACCUAUGAUGACAGUUACCUGGGUUACUCAGUGGCUGGUGGUGAAUUCAGUGGGGAUGAUGAGGAAGAUUUCAUCACAGGAGUUCCGAAAGGACUCAUGCUGUAUGGUUUAGUGUCCAUACUGAGUGGAGGGGAUCUGAAGCCUCUGCUGAACUUAACAGGGGAGCAGAUGGGGUCCUACUUUGGCUACGCAGUGGCAGCCACCGACAUCAACAAGGACGGUCUGGAUGAUCUGGUGGUCGGAGCUCCGAUGUUCAUGCGUCGAGGGUCUAACGGGCGCCUGGAGGAGCUGGGUAAAGUUUACGUUUACCUCCAGAGGGGUCCUCUGCUGCUGGAGCCGGGCCAGUCCCACCUGCUGGGUACGCAGGCCUUCAGCCGGUUCGGCACCUCUCUGGCACCGCUGGGUGAUCUCAACCAGGACGGAUUCAAUGACAUGGCUAUCGGCUGUCCCUACGGAGGAGACGACCAGCAGGGGUUGGUUUUCAUUUAUAACGGUCACGCUGGAGGGCUGAAGGACACUCCCACUCAGACUCUCUCUGGCCAGUGGGCUUCCAGCUCUUUCCCGGCUAGUUUCGGCUUUGCUCUGCGAGGCGACAGAGAUCUGGACCAAAAUGGAUACCCAGAUCUGAUUGUUGGUGCCUUUGGGAUAGAUAAAGCCGUGCUAUACAGAGCUCGACCAAUAGUGAGUGCCAGCGCAUCCCUCACAGUGCAGCCGACCAUGUUCAACCAGGAAGAGAAGACAUGUUUGCUGAUCAUUGGGAAUGAAACCAUUUCUGUGUCUUGUGUCAGCAUCAGUUUCUGCCUGCUGGCUAAUGGGAAGCACCUCCCCUCUCAUCUAGGUUUUGUGGUGGAGGUGCAGUUGGACAGUGUGAAGCAGAACCAGAAGAAGUCUAUCAGGAGGACUCUGUUCCUGGAAAGCCAGCAGCCCAGUCUGGUGAAGACCUUCAGUCUCGCUAACGGAGAACGAUUGUGCCACGACAGCAAGAUCUACCUGCGGGCUGAGGAGGAGUUUCGGGAUAAACUCUCUCCCAUUUACAUCAGUCUCAACUUCAGUCUGGAUCCUCAGGCCCUGCUGGACCAACAUGGCCUCAGUCCCAUCCUGAAUUAUCACACAGAACAACUCAUAGAGCAGAAGGCCCAGAUUCAACUGGAUUGCGGAGACGACAACAUCUGCGUCCCUGACCUCAAGCUCGCUGUUUAUGGUGACAGAACAGAGGUUUACCUUGGCGACGAAAACUCCUUGAGCCUGACCUUCAAUGCCAGGAAUGAGGGGGAAGGUGGAGCGUAUGAGGCUGAGCUUUAUGUAGCUCUUCCCUCGGAGGCUGACUACAGUGGAAUAGCUCGCAACAAUGCGAGCCUGACCCAGCUGACGUGCAGCUACGAGGCAGAAAACCAAACCCGCUAUCUCGUGUGCGAUCUGGGAAAUCCCAUGAAGUCUGGUACCAGUUUAAUGGCUGGUCUUCGGUUCACUGUGCCCAGACUGAAGGAUACUCACAAGACUAUCCAGUUUGAGCUGCAAAUACGGAGUAAAAAUGCCAAUAACUCUGAGAGUGAGGUGGUGCUGUAUGAACUGGAGGUGGCUGCCGUGGCUGAGGUCAUUCUGCAGGGUGUUUCUCGGCCAGACAAAGUCAUCUUUCCUCCUCCCAACUGGACGGUUCGGCAGAGUCUUGUGGAGGAGCAGGAUGUCGGGCCUGAGCUUCAGCAGGUCUAUGAGCUGGUGAAUAACGGGCCCAGUUUGGUGAGUCAGUCAACCCUGGAGGUGAAAUGUCCUCUGAAGGCUCACGGCUAUGAGCUGCUCUACCCACUGGAGAUACUCACUGAGGGUCCGCUCAGCUGCUCCUCCAAAACAACCUUCAAUGCACUGAAACUCAAGCCUCCAGCACUAGAGGGUCCAACGGCACUGAAGUCCAGCACUGAGCACCACAUCCAGAGGAGGGAGGUGUACAGGGAUCCACUGGCUGAACAAACAAACCUGACGUGCAGUGCAGUGGAGUGCUGGCAGCUGCAGUGUAACGUGGGUCUUCUGCAGAGAGGAGCCAGUGUCCUCCUCACCGUACGCUCCAGAGUCUGGGCCGAAACCUUCAUCGAGCGAGCCCAUAAACAGUUCAUUCUGGAGUGUUCUGUUCACUACAAGGUUAAUAGAAUGCCGUAUUUGAUUCCUCCCAAAUUCAAGUCAUCGGGAUCCAAAAAGGUGGUGACAGCUGUGAUCUGGAACAAACCAGACAAUCAGUUCUCGGUUCCGGUGUGGAUCAUUAUCCUGGCUGUUCUAGUUGGGCUGCUAUUACUGGCCCUGCUCAUAUAUCUAUUGUAUAAGAUGGGCUUCUUUAAAAGAUCGGAUCCAUACGCUACGACACUGGAGAAAGCCCAGCUGAAACCCCAGGCGUCCUCGGAAGCUUAGAUCCAAGACAGAACCUCCUCCUCCUGCAGCUGCUCCAAAGAACUGGAAGUUCCACCACAUUCCCAAACGAAUAACGAAACUCGCCAAUGAUAAGCAGCCAACCCAUUCAUGAAGGGACAGUUAUGGGUGCUGCAUCACUGGAAUACAUAAAAUCUGGUGCUGCACUAACAUGCCAAAGCAGAGAAGGUGACGAGGGUCACGCAGUUGAAUAUGCACUGCUGUUUCUGGACAUUAAUUUGUACAAUCAGAGCUUUCUUAGAAGCUUGACCCUGUGGAAAAUGCUCCUUUUGCAGGACUCUUGUAUCAACACGGGGGGAAAAAAUGCACCUCCAACAAAAGCACUAAACCUGCAGUAUUUCUUCAUUCUAAAAAGGUGCAUUUAAAGCCAUGUUUGCGAUCUCAGUGUUUGAUAUUUCUGUAAAUUCCUGCUUUUGAUUUAUGUAUACACCACUUGUUAUUUAUGGCACAGUGUUUUCCUAUCGAUUGUUGAAUGUUGUACUGUACUGUCUGCAGGAAAAACUUGAUGCAGUGUUUAACUUGAAUUAUUGCUCUCCCAUAUUGGGAGGUUCUUUGUGUAUGAUGCAAUGUAUUCACUGUGUUAUGACCUAUUGGUGUUGUGGCCCAGAUUAAAACCUGAUUUUUUUGUA